AUGGAGAGCAAGUCGGCCGAUGUGUCCCUGGGACAAGAGGUGCCUAGCUACGAUGAGAAGAGGUCGAGCCAGGAUUCUCCUGCGAUAGAGCCUCAGGUGCUCGAAAAGGGUCAGACGGUGCGCAUUGGUGAGGACGACGACUAUGAUAGCGACCAGGUGGUCAGCACGGCGCAAGAUCUCGUCACCCAUAUCAUCAAGGUCGAGGAUGAUCCAUCCCUGAACCCAUGGAGCUUUCGCAUGGUCUUCCUGGGAGCCGGUCUAUCCAUCUUCGGCGGUGUGCUCCAGGAGAUCUUCUACUUCAAGCCACAAACCAUCUACGUCUCGCAGGUCUUCCUCACAGUGAUUGCCUACAUCCUGGGAGAAUUCAUGGCAUAUGCCAUCCCCCGUCGCGGCGUCAUCGGAAAGUUGCUGAAUCCGGGUCCCUUCAACGCCAAAGAACAUGCGGCCAUCUCCCUCAUGUCCUCCGCCGCUACACAGUCCGCGCUGGCCACCGAGGCCCUGUCAGCCCAACAGCUCUUCUACGGUGGCUACCCCAACCAUGCUGCUGCUGUGUUCAUCGUGCUGUCCUCUCAGCUGAUCGGCUUCGGCAUUGCCGGACUACUACGGGAUGUCAUCGUGCGGCCAACCAAGAUGAUCUGGCCCAUGACCUUGCCGAUCAGCAGUCUGCUUGAGUCAUUGCACAAGGAUAAGGCACAGUUCAAGGCGCGGAUGAAGAUCUUCUACAUCUUCUUCUUCAUCCUCUUCUUCUGGACUAUAAUCCCCGAGUACAUAUUUCCGCUCCUUGAAGGUUUCUCGAUCUUCUGCUUGGCCGAUCAGCACAGCUUGGUCUUCACAAAUCUGUUUGGCGGUGCCUCCGGAAACGAGGGACUCGGGUUCCUCUCCCUCUCUUUUGAUUGGAACUACAUUGCCUCGUUGGGAUCACCGCUGUGGUAUCCACUGUACGCUAUGACUAACAAUUUCAUCGGGUACUUGGGCUGCAUCAUCCUUUUCAUGGCCAUCUACUACGCCAAUAUCUGGCGGUCCCAGGACUUUCCAUUCCUCUCUCAACUGCUCUACUACGGCGACUCCAACUCCACGUACUACCACGAGUACAAUCAAACCCUGAUUCUCAACUCCGAAUACAUUGUCGAUCCUGCGGCCCUCAAGGAGCAGGGUCUGCCCUGGCUGACCGGAACAUAUGUGGUCUACCUCAUUACCUCCAACAUGGGAGUGACUGCCACACUGACUCAUAUGCUGUUGUGGGAUUUUGACAAUAUCAAGGAGACCCCUGAGGAACGUCUCGCGCGACGCGUCAACGACGACACUCUUGAUCCGCACUACCGUCUCAUGCUGCGCAACCUCUAUCAGGAUACUCCGCUAUGGUGGUGGGGCGCUGUACUGAUUGCUAGUUUUGCUGUCGGAUUGGGCUGUUUGUAUGCGAUGAAGUCUACGCUACCCUGGUGGGGAUUCAUCGUCGGCAACAUCCUCACGCUGGUGUUUAUGCUCUUCUUUGGUGCCCAGUACGGGUUGACUGGGUUUCAGUUUAACGUUCAGCCCAUCUGUCAGAUGUUGGCAGGCUAUAUGUUCCCGGGGAAGCCAUUGGCCAACCUCUACUUCACCUGCUUCACCUACAACUCGCUACAACAGGGACAGGUAUUGGCCAAGGACCUACGACUGGCGCAGCAAGUGCAUCUAUCGCCGAAAUGCACCUUCUUCGUGCAAGUCAUGGGCUGCAUCAUCGGAGCUCUCUUCAACUACGUAAUGAUGCUAAUCAUCGUCCGAAAUCAAGCCGACGUCCUCAUCUCCAUCGACGGCACCAACAUUUGGAGUGGCGCCAACGUCCAAAUAACCUGGAGUAUCGCCAACGACAUGUUCUCCAUCGGCGGCCGCUACGAAUGGGUAACCAUAGCAUACCUCGUUGGUUUCAUCGUGCCGGUGCCCUUCUGGCUCGCCAACCGAUUCUACCCGCACCCGAUCUUCUCGUAUCUCAACACCUCCAUUAUCCUCUGGUACAUGGGCUGGUUGUUCGUGGGUAUUAACGCCUCGAUCAUGUCAUACUUCCUAUUGGGAUUUGCGGCGCAGUUCUGGUUGAGACGGUAUCAUCCGCAGCUGUUCAACAAGUAUAAUUAUAUUGUCUCGGCCGCGUUGGACGGCGGCACGCAGAUUUGUGUGUUCAUUCUUACGUUUGCGGUGUUUGGAGGGAGUGGGACUGAGCAUGCGUUCCCGACUUGGGCGGGGAAUCCCAAUACCGAUAUUCAUAAUUUGGAUUAUUGCAAGGUCAACCCGGCGACGUUGUAG
This is a messenger RNA of Aspergillus niger, 2277 nucleotides long. RefSeq lists its product as uncharacterized. The transcript has 7 exons. NCBI's taxonomy places the organism in Eukaryota, Fungi, Ascomycota, Eurotiomycetes, Eurotiales, Aspergillaceae. The record is from RefSeq and is a predicted model, not a curated record. The coding region runs from base 1 to 2277 and encodes 758 amino acids. Gene Ontology annotation, molecular function: oligopeptide transmembrane transporter activity. Gene Ontology annotation, biological process: transmembrane transport.